Stegodyphus dumicola is the source of this 1605-nucleotide messenger RNA. Its product is annotated as histone H2B. Gene Ontology annotation, molecular function: structural constituent of chromatin; DNA binding; protein heterodimerization activity. Gene Ontology annotation, cellular component: nucleosome. NCBI's taxonomy places the organism in Eukaryota, Metazoa, Arthropoda, Arachnida, Araneae, Eresidae. The record is from RefSeq and is a predicted model, not a curated record.
CCAUAGAAUGGCUGUUGGUGGAUAUUAAAACUCCAGAUAAACCAUUCGCCGGUGUAGCUUAAAUUCUAUACGCGGGUCGAAAAUUUUGUGCGGGAAUCAUUCCAGGUUUACACUUUGUUUGGAGUUCCAUAGACUUAUUUCUAAUCUCAUACCGGAGGUGUAAGUGGUGCAGUUUCAAGGCGCCUUUUACUACAACAACAAUUUUAAACAGCUUAUGUAGGUACUGAAUAGUUUUUGUCAAGGCUAUUUGGUAAACUAAGAUAUUUUGCUUGGCUUCGAGAGCAGUCGAAUCAUAAACAAAUGUAACAAGGGACAUGGGCACAUAUUCUAAAGUUAUCUAAGUUUUUAAUUGUUUUCUACCGGCGAUAACUAUCGUAGAAGACCUUUUAAUUAAGUCUAUUUGUUUCUGGAACAUUUUGUAUGCUUUCUGUUCUGGUUGUGUGUUAACUUAAGAGCGUGCCAUCAAUUCUUGGUAGUAACCAUGCCCCCACAACCGAGUGGUAAAGCUGUUAAGAAAGCAGGAAAAGCCCAAAAAGCUGUACGAACUGGUGACAAGAAACGUAAAAGGAAGAAGCGGAAGGAAAGUUUCAGCAUAUACAUAUACAAAGUUCUGAAGCAAGUCCAUCCUGAUACCGGCAUAUCCAGCAAGGCCAUGUCCAUCAUGAAUAGCUUCGUGAACGACAUCUUUGAAAGAAUCGCUGCUGAAUCUUCCAGACUGGCACACUACAAUAAGAGAUCUACCAUCACUAGCCGUGAGAUCCAAACUGCAGUACGGCUUUUGUUGCCUGGAGAGCUUGCAAAACAUGCAGUGUCAGAAGGUACUAAAGCUGUCACCAAAUAUACUAGUUCUAAAUAGGAGUAUGCCUUGCAAACAAGAGAAGUAUCACAUGAGUAUGACAUUGAAAUAUUCACACUUGUUGAAAGUUGCUCAUUCGAAGGAUUUUCUAACUUUAAUUUUCAGUUUCUUUUUAUGCCGCAGAGAAAAAGUGGAUUUUAAACCGAGUUACUUUCGUUAGAAAGUGCUUUUAAUAUAAAAUCUGUUUUUAAUUUAAAAGAAGAAAUUUUUCAUAAUAUUAGCGCUGUUAAUUGCUAAGUUUCCAAUUUUUUGCACAUGAUGUUAUGAUGUGUAUGUUUGUUAUCCCAACUUUUUUGCUGUGAAGAAAUUUUACAUAUGUCAUUCUUUCAUUUGCUAAUAUUGUAAACUGUUUGCAUGACGAAUUGUGAUAGUCAGUAUAGAAUGAUUAGCUAUUUCAGAUUAGCAAUGCACAGUUUAAAAGGACUUAGAAUGCACCAGGAAUAUUGUUGAAUGAAUAAAUGUGUUUUAGAAAAACAAAAUUUACGUAUGAGUAAUAACUUUUCAACGAAAAAAAAAUUAUAUCUUAAAUAUUAAAUUUAAAAAGAAAUUUUCUUAUGGCAGUAUUUACCAUUGAACAGGUGAGGAAUAAAAUUAGACAAUGUAUCUGUAAAAAUGUGUAUACCACAUUAAUUAUGUCCCUUCUUUAAAACUUAGCUAAAAAGCAACCUUAGAUUAGUGUUGAUUUUGAAUAAAACUUUAUCGACUCCAAAAUCGAUCAGAACAACAAAAUUUUUAGCAAACAGUUUUGC